AUGGCUACCUUUGUCUAUCCAUGCAGCGGAGAGACAGCCAGGCUCCUGAACAGACUGACUGAGAUUCUCUCUAUGUUUAACCCUUCUGUGUCCAGUUUCCUUACUGACCACACUAGCUCUGGCUCAGGACCAAGCAGGAGUCUUCUAAACCAAGCUGAAGAUCUUGUUCUAUCUCUCCGUAACAAGGUCACAGAGGAACAAUGGAAGCUACUCUUGUUGUUUGUUCCGGUGGAUGAUAUCUGUGUUUGUGAUGGCAAGGUCAAAGAAGCAAUGGACUCAACAGUGCAGGAAGUGGAAGAGGUCCUGGACAUACUGCAGAGAACGCUGGAUCACACCCUGAUUCACGUGGUUGUGUGGGGUGGCGAGACUGAGACCAAUCUUCUCCAUGAGAGCGCUUGCCAGUGUGAAGCGGCUUACACCGAGAACAGACACAAACUGGAAAGAGGAAUGCUCACGUUUGCCAUGCAGGAUUUUCUUGGUGGUCUCUUGGAGAGUCGUAUCUGGUUCAGUGAACGGAUGGACUUCAGUGUUGCUCUACAGUCCACCCCAGCGUACAUCGACCCUGAAGAGAAGAGUUCCUCGCCUAUCAUGGACAAACUGGCUCUUCAGCUGUGGUCAAACCUGCUCCAGCCAAUGAGCAAACAGCCUGACACGCUGGGUAAUAACAUCAUUGCCUGCCCCUCUGAGGAGAGGCCUUACCUACGCACACAUCAAAACUCUAAGAGCCAAACUGACAUCAGAGAGAAGCAACAUGAGCCAACUCCUCUGUUUAAUCCAGUGAUGGGCACUGAGUUCAUGUGUCCCGUUGGAAACCCGUCCCCUACACCUCCCACCUCAGUUCAUGCCCUUAGGCCAGAAGACAUCAAAGUGGUGGCAGCUUUAGGGGACUCUCUCACAGCAGCCAAUGGGGUUGGUGCACAUCAAAGUAAUCUCCUGGGCGUAUUAACAGAGUACAGGGGUCUGUCAUGGAGCAUUGGAGGUGACCAGGGCCUUGCUAAUGUUACAACCUUGGCCAAUAUUUUACGGGAGUUUAACCCACUACUGACUGGCUUUUCCACUGGAACUGGAAGUGAGACCUCCCCAAAGGCCUUCCUAAAUCAGGCAGUGCCUGGAGCCCAGAGCAGGGACAUGGCAUCCCAAGCGCGCACCCUCAUCCAAAAGAUGAAGACUGAUCCGCGUAUUGACUUUGAGAAUGACUGGAAGGUGAUCACAUUGUUCAUAGGAGGCAAUGACCUGUGUGCCUAUUGCUUUGAUACUCUCUUCUACCAUCCCGAUAAUGUGGCAUUUCGCAUCCGAGAUGCUUUGGAUAUCUUACACAAAGAGGUGCCUCGUGCCCUGGUAAAUUUGGUAGAAGUCCUUCACAUUACCCCACUGCGAGCCUUGCAUGAGGACUCUAGUAAUGGAUGCCCUACUUGGCUUGUUAAUAUUCUCUGUCCAUGUGUGCUGAAGGCAAAAGCAGGAUCACAGGAGCUCCAGAAGCUGAUUGAUUACAACAGAGGGUAUCAGAAAGCGAUGAGAGAUCUGGUCGAUACUGGACGCUAUGACACACAUUCAAACUUCACUGUGGUGCUCCAGCCUUUCUUCAGAGAUGUGGUUCUUCCAGUGUUGGAGAAUGGAAAACCUGACCGUUCCUACUUCUCUCCAGACUGUUUCCAUCUCAGUCAAAAGGCCCACACCUUGAUGGCUCGUGCUCUGUGGAACAACAUGUUGGAGCCACUUGGUAACAAGACAGCCACUCAGGACUUUGCCUAUGGUGUCAAUCUGCAUUGCCCUUCAGAGACUAGGCCCUUCCUGGCAACCUAUGACAACAGCAACUACACUUACCCAGGGAUUCCCAGUCCUCCACCUCCAAUCACGAACUGGGGCAGUGAUUUCUCUUGUGUGGAUACAGCGCCAUCUCCUUCUGUACCCACAUCAGUUCACAAAUUGAGGCCAGGAGACAUCAAAGUAGUGGGAUCUUUGGGAGACUCACUCACUGCUGCAUUUGGUGCAAAAGCUGAAAACCUCUUUGAACUGCAGAAUGAAGAGAGAGGUGUAUCAUGGAGCAUCGGUGGCGAUGAAACGCUGGAGACUGUCACCACCUUACCCAAUAUACUAAAGAAGUUCAACUCAAAGAUCUUUGGCUUUUCUACCGGUCCUGGCACACGGCCCAAUGGCUUCAAUAUGGCCAUUAGUGGAGCUAAAGCAUCUGGGAUACCACAACAGACGAGAGAUCUGGUAGCAGCUAUGCAAAAUAGCAUAAUGGUGAACUUUGAGGAGGACUGGAAACUGGUCACUCUCUUUAUAGGAGGAAAUGACUUGUGUCAGUACUGCCUGGAUCGGGCCUCCCUUUCCCCCUAUAACUACACUAAAUAUCUUGAGGAGAGUUUGGACAUUCUAUACAGGGAGGUACCCAGAGUGCUGGUCAAUGUUGUAGAGAUUCUAGAGAUUGAGGGCCUUCGUAAGAUUAAGAGGGACACACUUGGCUGUAGCUUCUUGCAAGAGAUAUUAUGUCCAUGUUUCUUGGAACCUCCCGAGAACUCUCCAGAGCUUAGUGAGAUGAAGAGAAUUAACAGAGAACUCCAGAUCGAGACAAAGGAGUUGGUUUACGGAGGGCGAUAUGACGGACGGGAGGACUUUGCUGCAGUCAUCCAGCCAUUUUUCCGCAGCUCAGUAGUCCCCAUGGGAAUGGAUGGGCAGCCAGAUGUUAGUUACUUCUCUGUGGACUGCUUUCACUUUGCUGAGCGUGGGCAUGCUCAGAUGGCUAUAGCUCUGUGGAAUAACAUGCUGGAGCCAGUGGACGAUAAGCAAUCUUUCAACAACUUCACAUAUGACCGCAGUAAAAUAAAAUGCCCCACAAUGGAUCAUCCCUAUAUCUUUACCUCCGUCAACAGUCAACUAUCUCAACCAUCUCAACCAUCACCUACCACACCUACAACACCUACCACCACACCUGUGCCUGGCACCCCUCUCCCUAACAACUGUAGGCAAGACUCUGUGCCUGCGUGGGGAGCAGCUGUGCUUGCAGUGGGGAGCUUGCUGAUUGGUUGGGGAGUUACCUGGCUCCUCUUCUCCUACAGAGAUCGCAGAAACAGGAAAAGAGCCGCAUCCAGAAGAGAGGUUGGAGUAAAAGGGACUGAAUUAUAA
Messenger RNA from Chanos chanos (milkfish), 3126 nucleotides. RefSeq names its product phospholipase B1 (gene plb1). The record is from RefSeq and is a predicted model, not a curated record. Gene Ontology annotation, molecular function: A2-type glycerophospholipase activity; phosphatidylcholine lysophospholipase A1 activity; retinyl-palmitate esterase activity. The transcript has 39 exons. Gene Ontology annotation, biological process: phospholipid metabolic process. Bases 1 to 3126 code for a protein of 1041 amino acids. Gene Ontology annotation, cellular component: brush border membrane. NCBI's taxonomy places the organism in Eukaryota, Metazoa, Chordata, Actinopteri, Gonorynchiformes, Chanidae.